Molecule: messenger RNA, 1600 nt
Organism: Electrophorus electricus (electric eel)
Lineage: Eukaryota; Metazoa; Chordata; Actinopteri; Gymnotiformes; Gymnotidae
Gene: psmd8
Product: proteasome 26S subunit, non-ATPase 8
Biological process (GO): proteasome-mediated ubiquitin-dependent protein catabolic process
Cellular component (GO): proteasome regulatory particle, lid subcomplex; nucleus; proteasome regulatory particle
Source: RefSeq, a predicted model, not a curated record
GUGCACCGGUGUCGUACGUUUUGCAGAAUCACCAUGGCGUCUGUGUUGAAAGAGACCGCAGGACUGUAUGAAACGUUGAAAGCUGAAUGGAAUAAGAAAAACCCGAAUUUAAACAAAUGUGGAGAGAUACUGAGCAAACUCAAGAUUUCUCUAUUGGAAUUGAAUUUCUUGCCUACCACUGGGACUAAACUCACCAAGCAGCAGCUUAUCUUGGCUCGAGAUGUGCUGGAGAUUGGAGCUUUGUGGAGCAUCCUGAAAAAAGACAUUCCUUCUUUCGAGCGAUACCUGGCUCAGCUGAAGUGUUAUUACUUUGAUUACAAAGAUGAAUUGCCAGAGUCAGCCUACAUGCACCAGCUGCUGGGUCUAAACCUACUCUUCCUGCUCUCUCAGAACAGAGUAUCUGAGUUUCAUACAGAGCUAGAGAGACUGAGUGCUAAAGACAUCCAGACCAAUGUGUACAUCAGACACCCAGUUUCUUUAGAGCAGUACUUGAUGGAGGGCAGUUAUAACAAGGUGUUUCUUGCGAAAGGAAAUAUCCCUGCUGAGAGCUACACUUUCUUUAUAGACAUUCUUCUUGAUACUAUCCGUGAUGAGAUUGCAGGAUGCAUCGAGAAGGCUUACGAGCAGAUACAAUUCAACGAGGCCACAAGGGCACUUUUCUUUCCCUCUACAAAAAAGAUGACUGAAUAUGCUAAGAAAAGGGGCUGGACACAGAGCCCUGAUGGAUACUACUCCUUCAGCUCCCAGCAACAGCGCACAGAGGAAGUGACUAUCCCCUCCACAGAGCUGGCCCAGCAGGUCAUCGAAUAUGCAAGACAGCUUGAGAUGAUUGUGUAGUGCAACCACAAAGGAGGCCUCUUUCACCACCCCAAAUACACACACACACACACACACACACACACACAUGCAUCUAUACAUAGUAAUCCAUUUUGCUCAAACAACGUUUAUACCCCCAGAGUAAUAUUUAUGUACACCGGUGCUCACACAUACAUACACAGACAUUAAAGGAUUACUCUGCUUGCUGGCUAUGAAUGGUCCUUAAAACUGUUUUAUCCUCUAUUAAACACUUGUGCCUGUCUGAGUGGACAUGAGGAAAUCAGGACUCUUGAUUAGUAUGUCUGUGUGUGUUUGUGUGACAUAAAAUGCAAUACUUUUGCAUUACAUAUGCACAGUUUAUCGCUGAGGAACAAGUACUUAAGCAGCAGCCCAUGCUGGUGUGUAGUCAAAUGUCUACAAGUUGCCAUGUGUAAUUCAUUUGAGGGUUUUUGUCUCAUUGUUUCUGAUGGAUUAUAAAAGUAGAAAUAAAAUUUGGUUCUGACUUGUGCAAGUUUUAAUUUUGUCAGAAGCCAAAGACUCAUUGACUUGUUCACUGUUGCCCUCAGAAUGUUUGCAGAAUUACUACACAUUUAGAUGCCCCUGCCUUGUAUCCUAGCAACCAAAAGAGGGUUGCUGUGAAAAUUUGUGGGUGUUUUUUAAUUGGUCAUUUCUGGCACCCAUUAAUGGGCUGAAUUCUACUUGAUCAAAAAAAAUGCAGCUGUUUAUUUCAGUAAUUGUUACAAACAAUGAUAAUUCUUAAGAAUAAAAUUCUUUUUUGACCUUA